UUUAUGUGAACAUGUGUUUUCAUUGAGGCGGAAGAGCGACGAGUCGUAGACGGUCGUUAGAUUUUUGUGUAGAACAUCCUCUUCGUUACUAAAACGAUGACAGAUUCAGACAUUAAAGCAGAACAGCCCCAAGUGACAGUGCACACAUUUACUGCAAGCGUCACGGAUACCACCGUGUUUUAUCAAGUUAUCAAAAUGAGCGACAGUUUCCAUCUUUGGGUUGGAGCGAAACCGUCCCUCGAAAAUAUGGCACUUGCAAUGAACACCCGAUUUGAAUCUCUGCCACUUGCAACCCACUUGUUUGGAGACAGUUCCAACCCCAUUGCAGCGAGUCUGGCACAGAGGCUGGCUAAGAAGACUGGGAAGCAGGUGUUUGUGAGCUGUAACCUGGCGUACGAUCAGCUGACCAUGCCCGUCGUGGAGAAGCGCAUUACAGAGGAGAUGAAGAAGAGGCCGGAGAUGUUCUGAACCUUCCCAGAGACAUCUGAUGGUCUAAGUACAGGUUGUGGAGCACAUGGUAAUUCGUUGGAGAUCUCCCAGACUGGUCAAGGGUGCCAGCAUGCUUCCGACCCCUAUGGAUCUCAAGUAGACUGGGAUGGACAAGAGAGGAGGACAGCCCAUUCACACAAACAGGGGUGUUUUUGCAGUCACUUGCAUUUGGUCCAGCAGAUGAUGAAAAUGUGUAAAUGUAGAAUCUGUGCAUUGGUACCAUGGCACCCUCAAGACUAAUUAUGAUUGUUGACGAACAUGAAUAUGUGAAUAAAGGUUUAUAUUGUAGA
Haliotis rufescens (red abalone) is the source of this 779-nucleotide messenger RNA. RefSeq names its product proteasome assembly chaperone 4-like. NCBI's taxonomy places the organism in Eukaryota, Metazoa, Mollusca, Gastropoda, Lepetellida, Haliotidae. Bases 97 to 468 code for a protein of 123 amino acids. Gene Ontology annotation, biological process: proteasome assembly. The transcript is spliced from 4 exons. The record is from RefSeq and is a predicted model, not a curated record.